ACAGUUCCUGUCUAGUGCAUAAUACAAUCAACUUUCCAUAUAGUUUAACACAGUUGUUUAUACAUAUUUAUGUAUCGUUGUCAUGGUUAAUGUGAUAAAUGUCACAUGCAGUCCUGUUGAAUUCCACCUUAUAAAUUCAGACGAAUAGAUUCAAUGUUAUUAUACGAAUACGGAUAUUUUUUAUUACUAAAUAUCCAUGAUAGAAGGAGAGAAUUCAUGUGUACGUUGUUUGCGCAGUUCACCAAUUGCAUCGUUGAUUGGUUUUAUUAUUGUGCUACUGGGCGGAGGUGCUUUCGGUGGAGCAAUUAUUUUUGCAAGACGCUAUUUAAUUACACUGUUAAAUGCUCCAAAUCUGUUUCCAUAUUUGGAUUAUGCAAUUUAUGGUUUGGUAGGAGCUAUCGGAUUGUUUUCACUACUAGCCUAUCUGCUAUGCGCUUUGUCUUCUGGUUGGAAUGCAAAACACUGCUUCGAAAGCAGUCGAAAGGCUUGUUGCGGGCGCUGCUGUAAUAUGACUCUUAUUAUACUUCUAGUAAUUGCUGUCAUAUUAUGGUCAGCAAUCGCAUGCCUAGUGAGUUACCCAGUUGUUAGUAUUGCACUUCUGCUCUACCGAAAUGAAGGACCAACUCGAUUGAGGUUAGCCUCUGUUGGACGACUUAGUACAAGUUAUCAUGAAUUACCAGCGGAAUUUAUGGCUCCAAGCAAUAGUUAUACGCGUGAAAUGUUGGAUUUAAGUGAAAGACAAAUGAAACGACGUGAUAUUGAAGAAUGGCUUCCUGAUCAGUCUGGUGGUAUCGAUUCUAUCGAUAACAAAAAUGUCUUGAUUACAGAUGAAGUUCGUGAGAACUUACAAACGGAUGCAUCUAAUCUAAAUAAAGGUAUCUUGGCUACAGCAACAAGUCCAAAAAUGGUUGAUCAGCCACCUCCCGUAAUAAGUUCAUCUGAUGGAAAGUCAUCAACUUUAAAACUUUCGUCAGAAAAGUUGUUAAAUACAGUGAUGGAACGUGCUCUCAGUGUUCCCGAAUCAAUCAAAUUAUUUUAUCAGUGUAGUCAAGAUACAUUUGAUUUAUCUUAUUACGGUUUAUAUGAUCAAAAUGGUCUUCCUAUACAUAUAGCUAGGGCGAAUUUCACCGAAAGAAUACAUGACAUUUUGGUCUGCGUUGUUAUUGCUAUUGCUGGUAUUUUCCUGUUGCUGUUUGGUUACAUACAAAUAGUUAUUUGCACUGCAAUGAAUUAUGCCAGAAUGCAAGAGGCAAGAUAUUAUGAGACCUCGGAUGCCGGUGAAGAGGGUGUCGCGCUACAGCAAUAAGAAAGAAUAAGGAGUGCCUCAUUUCUGUAAAAUAGUUUGCUCAGAGACUAUUCCUCUAGUGCAUGAAGCUCAAACAACAUUCACAUGUUCAAAUCAUUAAAAUAUUUGUUGAACACACAGAUAGAAACAAUAAUCAAAUAAUCAUACGUAUAAAAUGAAUACGUUUCAAAGUUUUGAUUCGGAAGUUAUAAACACUUUCAAAGGAAUUAUUAUACCAGUGGUUAUUGUUUCACUCAAAGCCAAUUUCAUGAUUGUUCUUGGUUUAGAACAUUUUCUGCGUUAUUUUUAUCAUUACUAUUGUUGUCGUUGUCAUCACUGUUCUGCCAUUAACAGAAUCAAAUAACUUUUCUGUCUUAUGUUCCAAGGUGAAUAAUAUCAUUUUUUGCAUUUUCUUUCAACUUCUGAUUUAUCUAUUGUAUUCGCGUUCAAAGUAAGUCUGAAGUAAACAUGCUGCAUUCACCUCGCGUAAACCUUUGAUAGGCUUUAAAUUGAGUACGUUCUCACUUAGACCAAAUAUUCAAUUAUUUAUUAAAAUUAACCACAGUAAUAAAACCAAGUUAUAAUUGUAUUUACUUGAUUUAUUCUCUUAUACCCUAGAAAUCAAUAUUCUAUAUUUCAUUUCUAUGCUAUGCAUUUGAUCUUUUUACAAAAAGAUGAACCUGACUGCAGCAACAGACAUUCACACCUUCAUACGUGUGCAAUUACUGACAGCUUCCUUUGUAUAAGCUUGAAGUAUUUUUCGAUAUCAGUGUUUGCUUAUCCCUAUUGCUUUCAUUUUAAGGCAUACUCUCAGUAGUAUUACUAUAUAAUAUCAUUUACGUAAUUGUGAUCACUAAUUAUCUGAAUAUAUUCCAUGCUUUUUUUCUAUUCUGUCUCAAAGUUACUUUUGUUUUAUUCCUAGGUGAAACAAUAAAUUCAUGUUCAACUGAUGAAGUUUUGAAAACACGACUCUUACUUCAUUCAAUUCCUUAUGCUUUUUAUCCAUUUUCCUUUAUAAUAAUAAUUCACUGUUUUAUCUGGUUAUUUUCUAUGAAAUUCAUAACAUUACUGUUGUAACUGUGAUUGAUAACAGUCUAACAAUUGUUGUUUAUGUGUUUUUUGCCUAAUUUAUUAAUAUGCCAGCUGUUUCAUAUGG
Molecule: messenger RNA, 2441 nt
Organism: Heterobilharzia americana
Lineage: Eukaryota; Metazoa; Platyhelminthes; Trematoda; Strigeidida; Schistosomatidae
Source: the annotation of a GenBank genome assembly